AUGAGUGCCGUGUUACCUGUCGCCCAACGUGGUGAAGACGUUUUAAAAUUAAUCGCAGCGCCUGUGGCUGAAGCUGAGUUUUCAAGUACGUGGUUAAACGAAUUAUCCAAGGCCUUACAGACCACCAUGUUAGAGCGUAAUGGUGUGGGGAUCGCCGCACCACAAGUCUAUGUUUCUAAACGGGUGAUUAUUAUUGCUUCAAGAGCGAACCCUCGCUACCCAGACGCACCUGAAAUGGAUGCAAUCACAAUGAUUAAUCCUGAAAUCUUAGAGCAGUCUGAACAGACCAUCUUGGGUGAGGAAGGAUGUUUAAGUGUGCCGAAUGAAAGAGGGCAAGUGGCUCGUGCUGAAGCAGUUACUGUACAAUUUUUCACGCUGACUGGCGAAAAGAUUAUCCAGCAGUUUCAUGCCAAGCUUUUCUACGUAGAAUUGCUAAUUGGAUAUUGUUAA
Messenger RNA from Oppiella nova, 450 nucleotides. The record is from the annotation of a GenBank genome assembly. Lineage: Eukaryota; Metazoa; Arthropoda; Arachnida; Sarcoptiformes; Oppiidae.